This is a messenger RNA of Wasmannia auropunctata (little fire ant), 1242 nucleotides long. It is a transcript of the gene Sbds, whose product is annotated as ribosome maturation protein SBDS. Lineage: Eukaryota; Metazoa; Arthropoda; Insecta; Hymenoptera; Formicidae. The transcript has 2 exons. The coding region runs from base 217 to 978 and encodes 253 amino acids. The record is from RefSeq and is a predicted model, not a curated record. Gene Ontology annotation, biological process: cytosolic ribosome assembly; ribosome biogenesis.
AACAUUCCCUCUCCAUGUCUAUAUACUCAAAGGUCGUAGCUUGAUUUGCAAAACAAUGCGCAACAUUUUCUGAAGCAAAGUGUAAAAUAGAGUGUAAAAACGGACUGUUAUCGAUCUCGUGCGCUUCGCAAGCGUCCACUGCGCUGCGUCUGUCGAAAGCGCUUACACUGCACACAGUAGUUACAGUCAAUUUUUCGAGUUGAGCUCGCUGCAAAGAUGUCGAUUAUAUUUACGCCGACGAAUCAAAUACGGCUGACGAACGUAGCCGUUGUUCGUAUGAAAAAAGCUGGCAAGCGAUUCGAAAUUGCAUGCUACAAAAAUAAAGUGAUAUCAUGGAGAAACAAAUUAGAAAAGGAUAUUGACGAAGUACUACAAACGCAUACAAUAUUCACCAAUGUCUCAAAAGGUCAGGUGGCAAAGAAGGAGGAUCUCAUGAAAGUUUUUGAAACUGAGGAUCAGACCGAAAUCUGCAAACAGAUUCUCGCUAAAGGUGAACUUCAAGUUUCUGACAAAGAGAGGAAUUUGGCCUUGGAGUCCAUGUUCAAAGACAUUGCCACGACAGUUGCUAGCAAGUGUAUAAAUCCAGAGACCAAGCAUCCAUAUCCAGUUACCAUGAUUGAAAACGCCAUGAGGGAAGAAAUACACUUUUCCGUCAAACCUAAUCGAAACACCAAGCAGCAGGCAUUGGAUGUUAUCUCACAAUUGAAAGAGGUGAUGCCUCUGGAGCGUGUGCAAAUGAGGCUCAGGAUUGUCAUUCCGGAAAAAGAGGCUAGGAAAUUGAAGGAUAAAGUCAUUAAGUUUACAACUAAAAUGGAAAAGGAAGAAUGGGACAAUGGAUCGUUAACGAUAAUCUGCUUAAUUGAUCCAGGUCAAUACAGAGGAAUAGAUGAAUUUAUACGGUCAGAAACAAAGGGUGCUGCUUUAUUGGAAUUAGUUAAUUUAAAUGAGAUAGUCGAAGGGGAAGAACUCUUAACGUAAAUUGUGAAUGGAAUUAUUACGUACCUAGAUACUGUUAUUCACUGAGAGAGAAAUUGGUAUUUAUUAUUUCUAAUUUAUAGUUUAAGUAUAUGUUGACAAUUUUGUUACAUCUUAACAGUAUGGCUAAUAAAACAAUUUGUAUUUGUAUAUAUAAGUUUCAUUGAAGCAAAUUAUCUACAUGUACAACAUUAUCAUAUAACAUCUUUAUCACGACAUUGUUCCUAUUGAAAAAACUGCAAUAAAUCUUCUUAUUAAGAUUCAAAA